Molecule: messenger RNA, 1833 nt
Organism: Lotus japonicus
Lineage: Eukaryota; Viridiplantae; Streptophyta; Magnoliopsida; Fabales; Fabaceae
Exons: 3
Coding region: 1-1833 (610 amino acids)
Source: RefSeq, a predicted model, not a curated record
AUGACUCAUGAUUUUUGCAAGAAGAAGAAGGAAAGUUCAAAGAUCAUCACCCCAGAACACAAUGUAAAGAUUGUGGGUGCCACUGCAUCUUCUUCAAAUCCCUCUGGGGUUCCCCAUAAAGCUGCAAGUGCUACCCAUGCUCCAACUAGGUCAGCCAAACCACGAAGAAGAAGCCUUCGUAUCAAGCAUGUGGCUCCUAAGAGAGGACCCAGUAAGAAUUUGGGGAUACAAAAUAUUUCUGAUGAUGAGGAUGAUCAAAAUCCCAAUCUUCCAGAAGCUGUGAAUCAAGAAGAUAAUGAGGCUCUUGAGAAACUUGCAAAUGUAGCUACUGCUGCAAAUGUUGCACCAGAUGUUGAACUGACACAUCAAUCCGCUCCCUCUAGUUCUAGUGUCAAGUCUCAUGCUUUGAGUCAAAAGGAGCACGAUGAGAAUGAAACCUCUGCACAUGAAGUUUCUUCCUCUAAGGAGGUUCCUUUUCAGAAAACCCCUACUUUAUCCACCAAAAAGGGUAAGGAAAAGAAGGUGAUUGCAUCUGCUGAUGAAGACUCUGAUGGAGAAUUGCUCAUCAAAAAGGCCCAUGUUCCUGUUAGUGGUGUCAAGAAGAUGGUUGCAGACAUAACGAAGCAGAAGAACGAAGGAUCUGCUGCUAAGACACCAAAGACUUCCAGAAGUUCUCAUAUUCCAAAAUCAGGGAAAGAGACAAAGAAAUACAAGAAGUCAAAACCUUCUACUGGAAAGAAAAGAAGACAUGUGUCUGAUCCGGACUCCGAGGUUGAUGUCGAGCCAGAUGUCCCAGACAUCUCAACCACUGCCAGAAAACGGAUGAAAGGUAAGAAAAUUCCUCAAAAUGUUCCUGAUGCUCCUGUGGACAAUGUGUCCUUUCAUUUUCCAGACUCUGCUCAGAGAUGGAAAUAUGUGGUUCAAAGGAGGCUUGCUAUUGAAAGGGAACUACAUGAAGAUGCCUUGGAACUCCAGGAAAUCAUCGAGGUUAUUUCUGCUGCUGGUUUGAUGAAGACUGUCAAGGAUCUUGGCAGAUGUUUUGACAAGCUUGUUAGGGAGUUCAUUGUGAACAUCCCUACUGAUUGUGAUGAUGAUUUCAGUGCUGAGUACAGGAAGGUGUUUGUGAGGGGGAAGUGCAUCAACUUCUCUCCUGAAGUGAUCAAUGAGUUUUUGGGCAGAAGCCAUGUUGCUGUGGCUCAGGGGGAGCCUGAUUUGAAUAGGGUUGCUACAACCCUUACUGGAAAGUUGGUCAGGAAGUGGCCUAAGAAGGGAUUGCUUCCAUCUGGGAGGCUUACUGCCAAAUAUGCUGUUCUCUACAAGAUUGGUACUGCAAAUUGGAUGGCCACCAAUCACUUGUCUGGUCUGACUCCACCUCUGGCCAGAAUGCUUUAUUUAGUUGGAACUGGGGGUGAGUUUGAUUUUGGAAAGCUGGUUUUUGAGCAGACUCUCAAGCAUGUUGGAUCAUAUGUUGUGAAGUUGCCUAUUCUGUUUCCUUGUCUUCUCACAGAGAUCAUUGCAUAUCAACAACCUACUAUUGUGCGGGCUGAUGAGUCUCAGGGUAAGAAGCCCCUGCCUCUCAACAAGGGAAGUGCCAGUGCCAGUGGCACUAAGACAGUUGGUUCUAGCAAGGAAGACAUCUUGGCUGAGUUGAAGGCUGUCUCCAAGUAUCUUGGUGACACUAUUCAGGCUUGCAAGGUUAGAAAUUUCAAUGUUGAUCAACUCAUCAAGACUAUGUCAGAUGUUGCAACUGCUGCUGCUGAGGAAGAAAGUGAAGAAGAGGAAGCUGAGGUCUGUAUAAUUCUUGAAUAUGGUGCUGAUGACUUCUGUGGAUAG